Messenger RNA from Theileria orientalis strain Shintoku, 387 nucleotides. RefSeq lists its product as hypothetical. The transcript is spliced from 2 exons. NCBI's taxonomy places the organism in Eukaryota, Apicomplexa, Aconoidasida, Piroplasmida, Theileriidae. The record is from RefSeq and is a predicted model, not a curated record. The coding region runs from base 1 to 387 and encodes 128 amino acids.
AUGCCUGCCUUUGUGCCGGUUUUUGACCCUGAAGUUCCACGUUCUGAACAGGACCCUAAUUCCGAAAAAUUGUUAAAGCACCGGAAGUGGGAUAAUCCUCACGUUGUUCUUCCUAACACUAACAAGCGUGAGAAGCAUGAAAAAUCUUAUAAACGUUCAAAUCUCAGUUAUUACAGGGACAAAUACAACGAUAACAACAACACUGAUAACAAAAGGGAUGAUAAGUUCUAUCGCAGACACGUUCGCGACGAGUUCGACUACGUUGCUCCCAAAAGGAAGAAAUUUUUAAAAAGUGACCACAAGUCGCCAGAUGAUAAGUCCUCUCGCUCCGAUAAGAAGGUGAUUAAGACUGUAAAGAAGGAUGAUCCCAAGGCUGAGUACAAAUAG